Molecule: messenger RNA, 2147 nt
Organism: Gekko japonicus
Lineage: Eukaryota; Metazoa; Chordata; Lepidosauria; Squamata; Gekkonidae
Gene: CAB39L
Product: calcium binding protein 39 like
Exons: 8
Coding region: 1-1005 (334 amino acids)
Biological process (GO): intracellular signal transduction
Molecular function (GO): protein serine/threonine kinase activator activity
Source: RefSeq, a predicted model, not a curated record
AUGCCUUUGUUUAGCAAAUCAUACAAAAACCCUGCUGAGAUUGUGAAAUCUCUGAAAGAAAACAUGGCCAUAUUGGAGAAGCAGGAUAAAAAAACAGACAAGGCAUCCGAAGAAGUUUCCAAAUCACUCCAAGCGAUGAAGGAGAUUCUGUGUGGGGCCACGGACAAGGAGCCGCCGACGGAGGUUGUGGCUCAGCUAGCACAAGAAUUGUACAACAGUGGCCUCCUGGUCAGCCUCAUAGCCAACUUGCAGCUGAUAGACUUUGAGGGCAAAAAGGAUGUCUCCCAAAUAUUCAACAACAUCUUAAGAAGGCAGAUUGGAACUCGGAGUCCCACGGUGGAAUACGUUAGUGCCCAUCCACAUAUCCUGUUCAUGCUGCUCAAAGGAUACGAAGCACCCCAGGUUGCCUUACGUUGUGGAAUAAUGUUGAGAGAAUGUGUUCGGCACGAGCCUUUGGCCAAAAUCGUUCUCUUCUCGGAUCAGUUCAGAGAUUUCUUCCAAUACGUGGGGAUGUCAACCUUUGACAUAGCUUCUGACGCUUUCGCUACUUUUAAGGACUUGCUAACAAGACACAAAGUGCUGGUAGCAGAAUUAUUAGAACAAAAUUAUGACAUGUUCUUUGAUGAUUAUGAAAAGCUGCUUAAUUCUGAGAAUUACGUAACAAAGAGACAAUCUCUAAAGCUGCUGGGCGAGUUGAUCCUGGACCGACAUAACUUUGCCAUCAUGACCAAGUACAUCAGCAAACCGGAGAACCUGAAGCUGAUGAUGAACCUGCUGCGUGACAAGAGCCCCAACAUCCAGUUCGAGGCCUUCCAUGUCUUCAAGGUCUUUGUGGCCAGCCCAAACAAGUCACCUGCCAUUGUGGACAUCCUGUUGAAAAACCAGCCCAAGCUCAUCGAGUUCCUGAGCAACUUCCAGACGGAGAGGGCAGACGACGAACAGUUCACGGACGAGAAGAACUACCUGAUCAAACAGAUCCGAGAUCUGAAAAAGCCGGCUCCGUGAGGGUCUCCUUUUCCGGUCUUCUAACGAAAGCCUUGAUCUCGUUCUGUCCGUGUCGUUUGGGUAAGGGUGGGGGUGAUGCACAGUGCGCUGUCAAAGUGCCACUUUUUUCUAUGCUAAAGCCAGUAUCUAGAGUGGUAGCCAAUUUUACACAGCUAUGCGGUCCCAGAAUUAUAUCUUUUAAUCAAGCCUAUGAUUGUCAGUCAGACGUGAUCCUUAUUCUCCCGCUGGCUGGAGGCCGCUUUGCUACUACUUUAACAAGACCAGGUGAUCGGUCCGUGCAACCUUAAAGCUCCUACUUUGGGUGACUGUCUUUUGCAUUGUCGGUAUGGUGUUGUGCGCUCUGCCCCCUCUGUGGUAGUGCAGUUUGAAGCCAAGGAAAUAAGGGCGAGAUUUUACUUUGCGUUCUUUCCUAGUUGGUGUAAACGAUUUCUGUGCUCUCACCUCCUCUGCACAGCCGAGAGUUUUCUCCUCACUGUUCCAGUUCACUUUUUUGUGGAUCGACGCGACACUUCUGAGAGGGGGAGGGGGAGAUGCACAGAAUCAGGGACAGAUCCUCUUAGGAUGUAGAUUGGUCGGACUUUUAAACAGGCGAUCGCCUGGAUAAGAAUUAGUCCUGUCUCUUUUUCUCUCCGUGGGGACCAAAUAGCCCCCUUCAGUGAAGACGAAGUAGGCCCAACUGUUGUACUAUAGAGUUUCUCAUUGAGGUUGUGUGUGUUUUCAUAUUGAAUAUUGUGGCCGAUGGAUAGAAAUUGCUCAUGGGACAGGCGAGAAAUAGCCGUUGAGCAAGGGUUGAGCAGUUCAGCUGAUUUAUGGCAGGCGAGGCAGGACAGGAGCAGCAACGGGCUUUGUAAGAAGGGCAUGGGGGGGCUACGCUAAUGAGCACUUUGUUUUUUAGGGAGAGGGGACCGAGAUGUGGAUGCUGUACUCGCCUGGCCUAACAGGGAUGCCUCCUCCCUCUCCCCCACAUGAAAGCAACCAUUUUGAGCCUGUUUCUUACUUUAGACUUUAUAUGGGAAAAUAUUAACCAUUUUUGAGUGUGUAAUCUGAACGUUAAGAAUGUGAAUCCAGCUUUGUAAAAGGCUGAUUUUAGAAAAAAUCAUUGCACUGUAAUGUUUGUGAUUAAUAAUAAUAAUAAAAAAUGU